Messenger RNA from Xenopus tropicalis (tropical clawed frog), 4643 nucleotides. The record is from RefSeq. Lineage: Eukaryota; Metazoa; Chordata; Amphibia; Anura; Pipidae.
GUUUUGUGCAGCCGAUCGCUUUCGCAGCGCUAUCAGGUUGCUCGCAGCCCACAUUCCGAGGAAAGCGCCAGAUAAAUGCCCGAAACGUUAAACCCUGAGCACAGAUUUGCCUGAGAGCCCCCAGGAUGGAUGGAUUUUAUGACCAGCAAGUGCCUUACAUGGUCCCCAAUAAUCAGAGUGGGGGAACCAGUCAUGAGCGAACAUCCAGCAGCAGGAAAAGAAAGUUUCUAAAUAGAGACCUGGCUCAUGAUUCAGAAGAACUCUUCCAAGACCUGAGUCAGUUACAAGAAACAUGGCUUGCAGAAGCUCAGGUGCCUGACAAUGAUGAACAGUUUGUGCCAGAUUAUCAGGCUGAAAACCAGUUUGUCCCAGAUCAGCCUGAAAACAUGGCUUUUCAUUGUGUCCCAUUAAAAAUCAAGAAAGAACCACACAGCCCCAGCUCUGAACUCAACACUGCUUGCAGUCAGGAACAGCCAUUCAAGUUCAGCUAUGGGGAAAAGUGCCUGUACAAUGUCAGUGCCUAUGAUCAGAAACCACAAGUUGGAAUGAGGCCCUCAAACCCACCAACACCUGCAAGUACUCCUGUGUCCCCACUACAUCAUGCAUCACCCAACCCUGCACAGACUCCGAAACCAGACCGGAUUUACCCACCGCAUAUUCCUCCAUCCCAACCCAUAUCAGAUAACAGCUAUUCCAUGGACCAUAGAUUUCGCCGACAGCUCUCUGAACCGUGCAAUUCUUUCCCACCACUGCCUGCAAUGCCAAGGGAAGGGCGCCCCAUGUAUCAGCGGCAGAUGUCUGAGCCAAGCAUUCAGUUUCCUCCACAAGGAUUUAAACAGGAGUACCAUGAUCCCGUUUAUGAACACAACAAUAUGGUUGGAAAUGCACCCAGCCAAGCCUACCCUCCACCUCUUAUGAUAAAGCAGGAACCUAGAGAUUUUGCUUAUGACUCAGAAGUGCCUAGCUGCCAUUCCAUUUAUAUGAGGCAAGAAGCUUUCCUGACUCACCCAAAUGGCACAGAAGGUUGCAUGUAUGAAAAGGGGCCUCGACAAUUCUUUGAUGACACUUGCGUUGUCCCUGAGAAAUUUGAAGGUGACAUUAAACAAGAGCCAGGCUUGUACCGAGAAGGACCUACAUAUCAGAGAAGAGGCUCGCUGCAGCUCUGGCAGUUCCUAGUAGCACUUCUUGAUGACCCAGCCAAUUCCCACUUUAUUGCAUGGACUGGAAGGGGCAUGGAGUUUAAACUCAUAGAGCCUGAGGAGGUGGCACGUCGCUGGGGUAUUCAGAAAAACAGGCCAGCUAUGAACUAUGACAAACUAAGCCGUUCUCUGCGCUAUUAUUAUGAGAAGGGAAUAAUGCAGAAGGUCGCUGGAGAGAGAUAUGUCUAUAAGUUUGUGUGUGACCCAGAAGCCCUCUUCUCCAUGGCCUUUCCAGACAAUCAGCGGCCAUUGCUGAAGACCGACAUUGAGCGGCACGUUAACGAAGAGGACACAGUACCACUGUCUCAUUUUGAUGAAAAUAUGCCAUACAUGCAGGAUGGUGGCUAUUGUAAUACUCAUCCAUAUAAUGAAGGAUACGUGUACUAAUGAUAGUGACUGAAAAUGAUCAAGAGCAUUUCACUUUUCUUCUUUGCAAGACCCAAGAAAGCAGAAUAUUUUUUUUUAACAAGUAGUUCAUAAAUGGGCUUUACCUGUUGCAUAUCUCCUAUGGUCUGCCAUGGACAGCGCACUUUAUUUGAGGGAAAGGGGAUUAAAAAUGUAAACUGUAUGUAACAGGAUGAAAAAGAUGGAUACAUUAUUCAUGUGAGCUUGGGAAGAGAGAGUUUUAGGUACUUCAUUGCAAAGUCAUUUUGUCUAUUUUUUUUUCCUCUUUUAGGAGCUUAUUAUAUGUUGUACAUUUUUUUCUGGACAUAAAGGGUACAGUUAAUUUCUCUUAUCUGAGUAACUGCUUGAAAUGAAGCAUUCUUUCCGUAUACCCCAUUCGGUGCUUUUCUGAUGCCAUGACCCAUUUUACCCAAAAACACAAGGAUUGUCUGCUUUGCAUUCACUUUUGUAAUUUAUUUUCUAUCCAAUCUCUGCGUUCACAAAGCCCCUCCUACACCUGCGCCUGGGCAGAUAACCACCCCCCCCAACACUGAGAUUAUGUUGCAUACGAGUGUGGGUUUGGAACAUUACAAUUCUAAUUCAAAGCAAGAAAUCUUCCUCCUACACAUUAAUGAGGAUAAAAAGCAAAUCUUGAUUGGGAGAGAAAGAUAUUUCCUUUCAUUACGCAUAAUACAUAAACAAGUUAUCCAAUCAAUAGGAAUUAACUGUACUCUGUCACAUAUCUUAUUAUGCUGUUGUAGAUACAGCAAGCACUCCUUGGAAAAAAUAUCCAAUACACUAAAUAGGUACUUUAGUAAUUUUUAGACACAGUACCCAUUAAUAUGCAUUUAAGCCUUUUACUGCUGUGUUAUGUUGAUAACAUAUAUAAAUACUAGAUGAUGCUUCUGCUGCUGUCUUUUCUGUACUAUCCUCUUUGAUGCUGAAUUUACUAAAGUCAUUAUAUGCAUUGCUGUAACUACAGGUAGCAUUUCAGGACAAAAUAGAUGACUCGACUCAUUUAUUGCUUAUGAUAUAGCUUAGCUGCGCUGCAAUCAGCUUUUUCUUGCAUCAACAGAUAGUAAGCCUCUGCUUGCUAAGGGAAUCUCAGUGGGAUCUUUUUUUUUUUUUUUUCUUUUUGUAACAUUUGGUGGAACAGAGGCUUAUUUACAAACUGUCAUAGAAUACAAUGAAGCCACUGUACGUCCUAGUAGUGCGGGCACUGAUAGAAUCAAUCAAACUGUUUGGACACUACAUGUAAUGUGAGCAAAUGUGUUUGGGAGACAAGUUCAAGGUUACAUUUCUGGCGUUUGCUUUGUUUUAUUUUUAAGCGAAAGACAUGUACAGAAAGAAAAUGUAUUGAAAUUUUAUGGGCACCUUUUAUAAUUUUUGUUUUUAUUUGAGACCUGAUAAAAAGAGAAAAAGUUCACACAAUGGAAAUAUUGAUGCAGUCCUGUAUAAAAAAAAAAACAGCUCUUUGUUGAAUCGAUAAGAAAGAGAAUGUACAGCAUGUACAAAGGCUAAUUCUAAGAAUACAAAUACAUUAUUGGGAUUUACAGCCUGCAUGUUGAUAUAUCUGGUGCAGGAUUGGUGCAAGACUUAACUACAUACAUAGUCAUUCAAUUAAAAAAAAUGUAUAUAAUGUUUUCAUGUAUUUCUAUACAAUUUGUAAUAUGCAAUAAUAGCAAGAACUAAAUACCCUUUAUGCGAACUUCUUUUAUGGAUACAUGUAACUUAAUGUCACACAAUUAAUCUCCUCACUGCCAAAGUUUAAUCAGUAAACAUUUUAUUUUAUUUUUUUUCAAUUUUGUAUAUGGAAGAGAAAAAAAAGAAAAUACAAGAGUUAUUCAUUAGGUUCCAAGUAUACGUAAAUGAGAAAGUGAUCUAUGUAAAACUGCUGGGAUUAUUCACAGUCAUGACAAAGAAAAGUGUGUCCAUUUUUACUCAAGGUUUCAAUACUGAGAGUUUUAUAUUUUAAAGAGACUCACUUUUAACAGAUGUCUCACCUCCCUGUGGCUUGUGAUUCAGGCAAGAAGCCUCUUACUUUUUUCAUGUAUUGUAAAUCCUAUAAUUUGCAUGCCUCAGUGAGGUGAGAUUUCUGGCAGUGACCUUAAAUAUCACAUUCAGCCUAGCACCUUGGCCUGAAUUUAGCAUAUGAAAGGCAAUUGGAUUAAGCUUGGUCCAUGACAUUUGUCACAUCACAGAAAAUACUGCAUCAAAAACAAAAAUUGUCCCAUAAAUAGCAAGGUUUGUGCUUCUAAAACCAUUGAACCCCUGUAAUGGCAGCUUCCCUCAUUUAUCAGAGAGGAUUUUUUUUGACAUUUUAGAACUUUGCCAUUUUAAAAUGAAGCCAUUUUACUUUUAAAUCAGACAACUGUAAAAUAUGAUAAUGGACAUUUUACUUAGUGACAUGCGUUUUGGGAAAAUUCUGAAUUGUAUUCAAGGUAACAUGGAACAAAUUGAUGGCAAUUUCAGGAGUUCUUCAAAACAACUCUAUCAUUUGCAAAUGCAAAACUGUAUUUCUCUUGAAUAUCAGAUGUGGGCAUUAUUAUGACAUUUUAUAACAUUCAUGUGCGAUAGAUUCUUAUAAAAGGAUGUCUAGCCAUUUGGCCCUUCAACUAUUUCAUAAGCUCCAAGCAGCCCUUGACUGGAGUUACAUUACAACAGGUUCUGAAAUUCCGCAAACUGGGAUUUACCCUUCUUAUAUAACCAUUUAUAACACAAAUAUGUAUAAUAUUUUGGCAACAGUCAUUUGCUUUGGGGCUUUAUGAAAGGAAUCUAACAACCUGGUUUUCCCACACCUAUACAAGAGAUCCUGAAUGUGUGGCCAAACCAAAAGACCUUUGCUGUUUAGGAAUGCUGGUAGCUAAAAUGUAGCAGCACCCAGGCAAAGAAUUGUAAGAUCCCUGUUCAAUGUCAUGGUUUCUUAUGACUGUGCCCCAAUAUUUUGCUUUUUUUUUUUUUUACUGUAACAUUACAAACCCAGUGAACAUAGUUGCUUGGCAGUUAUGAACAACUACUUUUUAUUUGUGCUAAUAAAAGAUGAAUGUAAAGGAAACCCAA